AUGCGUCCCUCUCGAGUUUCUCGACAUGGGCGCUCCCACUGGCCCCCGGCUCCCUGCGUCGAGGAAGAAAUUCCGGCUCUUCUUCGAGAAAAGGGAGGCCUGUCCGAGAUAGGAGAGAAGCCCGGGGUCGAAGGUGUCAAGCAAAGAGGCGCCGUCGACCAGUAUCCGAUCAUAGAUUAUGCUGAUAUACCUCCCCCAUCAACCUCCCCUGGCAGUGUUCCCAGUGUGCCUAGCCUUGCAAAUGUCUCUUCCGAUGAGAGUACAGGACCGAAAACGCCACCGGCGCAAGAGCCUGUCACCCGGAACACUGUCAGAUUUGAGACUGAUGAGCUGCCAAAGCGUGCGCCACCAUCUGCCGUCAACCAACCGCGAGAACCAACGUGCCGACCUCAGGUGAACCAACGGCCCACUCGUGAUCCAAGGGCCCAGCGAGAGUCGCGCCCACAUACUCGUGCAUGGGAAAGCGCUUCUCGGCCCGAGGCGCCAGUGCAAGUUGCAGUCUACCCUUCGGCUCCGCAACAGCCUGUUCGUGAAAUCAACUCCCAGCGCGAGUCUCGCCCCCAUUCUCAUUCGCUUGAAGGCAGCUACAGCAGGCACGAUUUGCCAGCGCAGGUUGUCUCUUAUGCCGCGCCUGCACCUAGUGUGCCGGAUCGCUCUCGUGCUCCGGCCCCUGUGCACGAAAUUACCUACAUUCAACCUGCCAGGUCAUCGUUGGCUCGGUCGAACAGUGCUCGAGCUGGGCCUCACUCCAGACCCAUGCCAGACCGCAUUCGACGUGAGACAACUUCCGGGUAUCUGUCUGACUCGGCCACCACGCGCAGGGUCUCGCGAACCUCUCAGGCGCCUGUAGCCCCGACUCCAAUCGUACCUGCCGAGAAGGUCAUCAACGGGCCUACUCUAGCUGAGCGUAUCGAGCAGAAGCUUCGUCAACGAGAAGAACAGCGGGACCGGGGUGCACUAUCAGAUCCUGAGGUUAGCGCCCCGGCUGUGGUUCUCAGACCUACUAAUGCCUCGUUGGUCCCUCGGGCCACGGUCUCAGCAUCACAUUCGCCUUCCCGGUCGCCUCAAGGCCCGGAUAUCGAAGGAGCUCAGCCUGGUGCGCCUUUACCCUCGCGCCCUCGUGCAACGUCGGUGACAGCUCAGAGUACCCGAUCGUCUUCUGAAUCGCGCCAUCCUCCACGAGUGCUACGCGCUGAACUCGAGGCACCAAAGCCAGCAUCAACCCAAGCUUUGACAGUACAAGCCAACCCCGAAAAGACACUCUCUCAGUUCGGACAAAGAAGCAACCCCAACGGUUUGUGUAUCACAGCAUGCCCACGAUCCAUUCUGGCAACAGUACAUGAAGACUGGUACACCCUCAAAGGCCUGGACCACCUCGACAUUUGCCCAUCAUGCAUGAGCCAAAUCGCCCACUCGCGCUACAGCAACUUCUUCAUCCCAAGCCAAGCAAAAAUACCCUCCCGUCCAACCCGCUGCUCAUUCUCAAGCCCAUGGACCCGACUUGCCUGGCACCAAAUGAUCAAACGAGGCCACGCCAGUCUAGAACUCCUCUACCAAAUGACCCGUCCACCACCAGGCACAAGGCCUUGCCCAGGCCGCACUGCCACAGAGCAGCACUGGCAUCGAAUCUACGACCCUAGAAUCAAGGACUACCUCCCAGGCUUUCACGUCUGCAGCAGCUGCGCACGCAACAUCCGCAUCUUAAUGCCAGCUCAUCGCGAAACCCUUGAACCAGACACCGACGUCCGCGAACGAAUCUGCGACUUCCAAACCACAAGCCCACGCUUCAUGAAAUUCAUCGACCUCCUCGACGAUGCCGUCGAGCGCGCAGAAGCAAACCCCUCCCGGCCCCGUCCAGACCUGCAUGAGUUCCUCUCCUAUGCCCGGCGCAAGACCGCCCUCCGUGACUGCCGUCUCGACAGACAGAUCGUCACGAAGUGGCAUUACCUACCUGCCCUGCCGGAGCUGUGUAUCUGCGAAGACUGUUUCGAUGAGGUUGUGUGGCCGUUCGCUAGACACCAGCGCCCCAUUGCGCGCUCUAUCCCGCCUACCAGGCGUGUUCUGCCUGGUGAUGGGACUGGUGUUAAGCAGGAGGCUAGUUGUCAGCUUUACUCUAUGCGCAUGCGGGCGAAGUUCCGCGAGGCGGUUGCUACUAGUGACUUUGAGAUGCUUAAGUCUGCUGUUCUCAGGCGGGUUGAGGCUGAGAGGAGAUUCCGGGAUCGCAGGGAGGAACUUUUGGAGGCGCAGUCUAAGGGGUAUGAUUGUGAGGUUGAGUUGAGGAAGGCUGUUGACGAGUGGAAGAGGUGGGAGUGA
Molecule: messenger RNA, 2313 nt
Organism: Penicillium antarcticum
Lineage: Eukaryota; Fungi; Ascomycota; Eurotiomycetes; Eurotiales; Aspergillaceae
Exons: 1
Coding region: 1-2313 (770 amino acids)
Source: RefSeq, a predicted model, not a curated record